AUGUUUAGCUGGCUAAAAAAGGAGGGAGAAAAGACAGAAAGUAUAGAAAAUGUCGUGGAGGGUCUCAAAAGGAUAUAUAAAACGAAACUUUUGCCCCUCGAAUCACAUUAUCAGUUUCACGACUUUCAUUCGCCUCAAUUAGAGGAGCCAGACUUCGAUGCAAAGCCGAUGAUAUUACUCGUCGGACAAUAUUCGACGGGAAAAACGACAUUCAUCAAAUAUCUUCUAGAACGAGACUUUCCCGGCAUUCGAAUCGGUCCCGAACCGACCACGGAUAGAUUCAUCGCUGUCAUGUACGACGAGAAAGAAGGCGUCAUACCGGGGAAUGCUCUUGUCGUAGACCCCAAAAAACAAUUUCGGCCUCUAAGCAAAUUUGGUAAUGCGUUCUUAAACAGAUUUCAGUGUUCCACGGUUUCCUCUCCAGUGCUACGAGGUAUAUCCAUAGUGGACACGCCCGGUAUCCUCUCCGGAGAGAAGCAGCGCGUUGACCGGGGAUACGACUUCACCGGCGUUCUAGAGUGGUUCGCGGAGCGUGUCGACCGUAUUAUCUUGUUGUUUGACGCCCACAAACUAGAUAUAUCUGAUGAAUUCAGGCGGAGUAUAGAGGCUCUGAGAGGCCAUGAUGAUAAAAUUCGCAUAGUUCUCAACAAAGCCGACAUGAUUGACCACCAACAGUUAAUGCGAGUUUAUGGAGCCCUGAUGUGGUCAUUAGGUAAGGUGCUGCAGACACCUGAAGUGGCCAGAGUGUACAUUGGUUCAUUCUGGGACCAACCUCUACGGUACGAUGUUAACCGACGGCUAUUUGAGGAUGAAGAGCAAGAUCUUUUCAGAGACAUGCAGUCGUUACCGAGAAAUGCAGCUUUAAGAAAGUUAAAUGACCUUAUAAAAAGAGCACGCCUUGCUAAAGUACAUGCAUACAUAGUAAGUGAACUAAGAAAAGAAAUGCCAUCAGUGUUUGGUAAAGAUGGAAAAAAGAAAGAAUUAAUAAAGAAUCUUGCACAAGUUUAUGACCGUAUUCAAAGAGAACAACAAAUAUCACCAGGAGACUUUCCAGACAUCAAAAAGAUGCAAGAAAUAUUAGCUAACCAUGAUUUCACAAAAUUCCACCCUCUCAAACCCAAACUUUUGGAAGUGGUGGACCACAUGUUAGCAACAGACAUUGCUAGGCUUAUGGACAUGAUCCCCCAGGAAGAUGUCAAUGUUGUGAAUGAGCCACUUAUAAAAGGGAGGGCCAAUGGCGAGGCGACGGGCGCCGUAGAGGGACUGCAAGGCGAGCCCGGCUUCGUGAGAGGUGGCGCAUUCGAAGGCGUGGAGGAUCAGGUAUCGCCGUUCGGAUAUGGGCGCGGGGAAGGCGUGGAUGCCGGUCACGGUGAUCCCGAGUGGAUUUGCAGCAAGGAGAAGCCGCGUUACGACCAGAUUUUCCACUCGCUGAAUCCCAUCGACGGCAAAGUCACCGGCGCCGCUGCCAAAACGGAGAUGGUCAAGUCGAAGCUGCCAAACUCUGUGCUCGGCAAAAUCUGGAAGCUGGCGGACAUCGACAAGGACGGAUUCCUAGACGAAGAGGAAUUCGCGCUGGCCAUGCAUCUUAUUCACGUCAAAAUCGACGGACACGACCUGCCCUCGGAGCUGCCGCCGCACCUCGUCCCGCCCUCCAAGCGGAACUAA
Molecule: messenger RNA, 1665 nt
Organism: Leptosia nina
Lineage: Eukaryota; Metazoa; Arthropoda; Insecta; Lepidoptera; Pieridae
Source: the annotation of a GenBank genome assembly